UUCAUAUCUCAAAGUCGAAGUUGAACUUAACACAAGAACGAAGAUAUGCCAUCCCUCUCUCUCUUCUCUUCACUGCCUUCGCUUCAAAACCCUAACUUGAACCAUGCCCACUUCUUCAAACCAAUCAAAAUCCUCAAUUUCCGUUUAAAUUCAACGAUUCCUUCAUCAGCUCACUGUCAUCGCCACUUUUCGCACCUCUACAAAACCACUACCACUCUUCACCGUAGAAUCCACUGCAAAGCCUUGAAGGAUUCCGGCGAAGACAUUAAGGCGGUAUUGGACUCGGAUAGCGGAGGAGAUGGCGGCGACGGCGGUGGAGGUGGCGAUGGUGGGGGUGAGCGAGAGGUGGAGAAAAAAGAUGGGUCUUCGGGGCCUUUGCCAGAAUGGUUGAAUUUCACUUCUGAUGACGCAAAGACGGUAUUUGCGGCUCUGGCAAUAUCGCUUGCAUUUCGUACGUUCGUGGCUGAGCCGAGGUACAUUCCUUCGUUGUCAAUGUAUCCUACAUUUGAUGUUGGAGAUCGAAUUGUUGCUGAAAAGGUUUCAUACUAUUUUAGAAAGCCAUGCGCAAAUGACAUAGUGAUAUUUAAAAGCCCUCCAGUCCUUCAAGAAGUUGGAUAUACGGAUGAUGAUGUUUUUAUAAAACGUAUUGUUGCAAAGGAAGGUGAUAUUGUGGAGGUUCGUAAAGGGCAUCUUGUAGUUAAUGGGAUUGAGAGGAAUGAAAAGUUCAUCUUUGAACCACCUUCUUAUGAGAUGAAACCCACACGUGUGCCAGAGAACUACGUAUUUGUGAUGGGAGACAACCGCAAUAACAGCUAUGAUUCCCAUGUGUGGGGUCCCCUGCCAGCCAAGAAUAUAAUAGGUAGAUCAGUACUCCGCUAUUGGCCACCAAAUAGAAUUGCCGGCACAAUUUCUAAGGAAGGUUGCCUUAUUGAAACCAAGCAGGAGACUACUCUAGCCUCUCAAUGACCACUCUUCAUCCCAUCACACCAAUCAUUUGUUGUGAAUUGUAUCAUUUUUGUAACGUUCUUUUUAAUAUUAAUUUUAUCAAUUUUAAAAAAGAAAUGGGACGUUUGUUUGGCUUGAAAAUCUUUUAAGUUCCUUUCCAUUCUACAUAAUGACUCGUGUAAUUGUUCAUCACCUUUUGACUGUAUUUAUUCAGAAUUCAGAUGCAAUAGUAACAGAAAAUAUA
Molecule: messenger RNA, 1189 nt
Organism: Gastrolobium bilobum
Lineage: Eukaryota; Viridiplantae; Streptophyta; Magnoliopsida; Fabales; Fabaceae
Product: chloroplast processing peptidase
Exons: 5
Coding region: 46-966 (306 amino acids)
Biological process (GO): thylakoid membrane organization
Cellular component (GO): chloroplast thylakoid membrane
Molecular function (GO): serine-type endopeptidase activity
Source: RefSeq, a predicted model, not a curated record